Molecule: messenger RNA, 1491 nt
Organism: Aspergillus vadensis CBS 113365
Lineage: Eukaryota; Fungi; Ascomycota; Eurotiomycetes; Eurotiales; Aspergillaceae
Product: N-acetylglucosamine-6-phosphate deacetylase
Exons: 2
Coding region: 101-1375 (424 amino acids)
Biological process (GO): N-acetylglucosamine catabolic process
Molecular function (GO): N-acetylglucosamine-6-phosphate deacetylase activity
Source: RefSeq, a predicted model, not a curated record
CAUCCAUCCGUCCGUCCGUCUAUCUUCCCCUCUCCUCACAUCAUCGACUGACUCCCCAAAGUCUGGUGGUGAGCGCGGCGCGGCUCGAAGUAUACCCAACAUGCCUGGCAAAACAUCCACCUCCCUGCCCCGCAUCACCAAGUUCACCAACUGCCGUAUCGUCAAGGGACUUGACCUCGUCGAGCAGGACGUAUGGAUUGAUUCAAUCUCUGGGAAGAUUCUUAAGGAUCAGGAGGCCUUUUAUGGAUUACAUCUCUCCCCCGAUAAGGUCAUCGACCUUGGCGGCCGCAUCUUGGCUGCCGGCCUUAUCGAUGUACAGUUGAAUGGUGCUCAGGGCUUCGACUUCUCCGUUCCCCAGGCCUCAAAAGAACUGUACGAUGAAGGUUUGCGGGCCGUCAACAAAGGUCUUGCCAGGACGGGGGUGACUUCAUACCUCCCGACGGUAGUCAGCUCUACUCCCGAAGUCUACUGGCAGGUACUUCCAUCGCUAGGUGCUUCUGGAAAGAGCCAUCGCGCCGAGGAUGGCGCGGAGUCGCUAGGCGCUCAUGUCGAAGGUCCAUUCAUCAGCACUGGCCGUAAUGGCGUGCAUAAGACCGAAGUUCUUCGUGCAGCAACAUGCUUCGAAGAUGUCAUCGCUUGCUAUGGCAAAGAGAACCUCACCGGCCCAUCCAAAUCAGUUCGCAUGAUCACAGCAGCUCCUGAAGUCGGAGACAUGCUGCCGAACAUUCCCUCCCUCACAUCAGAGGACAUCAUCUACUCCAUUGGCCACUCAGACGCAACGUAUGAGCAAGCCCUUACCGCCACCCAGCAAGGCGCCACCAUGAUCACCCAUCUUUUUAACGCAAUGCGCCCCUUCUAUCACCGGAACCCCGGUAUCUUCGGCCUCCUAGGGCAGAAUGAAUGCCCGCGACCAUUCUACGGCGUCAUCGCCGACGGCAUCCACCUGCAUCCCACCUCGAUCCGCAUUGCCUACAACGCCCACCCCGACGGCCUCAUCCUCGUCACUGAUGCCAUGAAGCUAUGCGGUCUCCCCGACGGUAUCUACGACUGGACCAAUGGCGAGCGCAUCAUCAAAAACGGCGCCCGGCUGACCCUCGAGGGCUCGGACAAGAUCGCCGGCAGCUCAGCCACCCUCAUUGAGUGUGUCAACAAUUUCCGUCGCUGGUCAGGCGCCUCCACGGCCGAGGCUCUGAACGCAGCUUCCGCCACCCCCGCGCGCCUCUUGGGUUUACAGGGCGUCAAGGGGUCCCUGGAGAGUGGCGCGGAUGCGGACUUGCUUGUGCUGGAUGAUGAGGAGGACCCCUUCUCGGGCCCCACGUUGACUGUGAGACAAGUCUGGAAGCGCGGAGUCAAGAUCUAUGAUACCGGCAAAUAAUAUGCAGCGUCUUUUGAAUUGCGCACAUACUGUCUGAACGAGUUAUGCGCUGCAGAAAUUGUUUGGUUGUUACUCAUUCAUGCGUUACGCUCGAAAUUCGAUCUUUCUAGCAGGCU